UUUUAUAAAACCCUCUUUCUCUUCAUUAUUCUAUAAAUUUCUUUUCACUUUUCCUACUUUACCCUUUUCCCUGUUCCCAAUGCCCAAACCCUAAAUUCUCUCCAAAUUUCGCCUUAUAAACCCAGCAAUCCGCUCCCUAUCUAUCUCGCUCUCCCCCUCUCUCGCUUCCCAUCGGAGCGUCCGCCACAGAGAUGGACGGGUACGGCUCGGGUCAGAGGAGUUACGGAGGUGAUCGCAGGAUGGAGAUCGUUAGCGGGAAGAGUUUCAGCAUGAGCUCCAAUCAGAUCUACGCGAGUCGCAAUAACUCUCCCGAACGACCGCCGGUCCCGCCGCGGGCGACCCGGUCGAGUCAGGGCGCGUCGAAGCCGCCCUGGGGUUUCAGCGAUCCUGAAAUGAAGAGAAAGAAGAGGAUCGCUAAGUAUAAGGUUUACACCGUCGAGGGAAAAGUCAAAGAUUCUAUAAAGAAGGGCCUCCGUUGGAUCAAGAACAAGUGUUCGCAGAUUGUCCGUGGAUACUAACGGGUUGCCUCUGAUUGAUUUUGGUAGAGAUAACGUACGUCCCAGAUUAAAGUGUAAAA
This is a messenger RNA of Carica papaya (papaya), 577 nucleotides long. Its product is annotated as DUF3511 domain protein, putative (DUF3511). The record is from RefSeq and is a predicted model, not a curated record. NCBI's taxonomy places the organism in Eukaryota, Viridiplantae, Streptophyta, Magnoliopsida, Brassicales, Caricaceae.